AACAUGGCUGCUGACACUACGUUCGUCGAUCGUGAACUAUCAAAAAUUAUAAGGAUUGCCAAAGAAAAUACGAUCUUUCAUGGCCAGACUGCCGAGAAUCGUCUAGUCGAGAAGGAUGGAGGAAAAGGUUGAACUUUUGAAAUGUCUGGAGGAAAAAAUUUGCAGUGGCAAGGCCACGAUAGAUCGGCUGAAACUCGUAGGAAAGAUCGAUGGGGUUGAGAAACUUAUAAGAAAAAUUCAACAGGAGAUUAGAUUUUUAGAAAAGGUACAAUCUACAGGAAAUGUGAAGAAAGAACAUCUGCAGAGCACGAACUUGAUUCAUUUAAAUGCCAUUGUUGCACGUUUGUUUUGCGCCAACGAACCCACUAAUGUUAUGAAGCCGUUUAAAUAUCAGAAAUCACGUCUGGAAGUAGACAUAGUAUGCAACGGUGGAGCUUCGUGGGUAAAGGUUAUCGCUAGGAAUGCUAGAGCUCUUACUUUGAUCUCUAUGGGCAACGGAGAAUAUGGCCAGAAAUCUGUGCUUGAUCAAGCAUCCAGUUACUUGCAAUGCGCAAAAUGUUAUCCAUAUCUAUAUAGACCACCAGACAUCGUAUUCCAUUUUGCUUAUGGCAUAGAAAUACCUUUAGCCACACGCUUGGAACUUAUGGGAGUAAUUGUUGAAGGAGAUAGAAUUCCAUGCGAGGAAGAAAAAAGCAUAGACAUACAUGAUGUAAAUGAAAAAUUUUCUACGUGGAUGCAUAUGUUAGAAUUCAAUGGAGAAUCAUUAGACGAGUACAAAAGGAAUAGAAAUUCGAAUCUAGACACUCUUAAUAUCUCUUCUCUGGUGACUGAAAUAAAGAUCCUUAAUCUGGAUGUAUCAACUUUACUAGCAUACGUGACAAAUAUGACUAACGGGUAUGAUCAUUUUAUUUAUCGUGAACCGUUACUUACGCAACAAGCAGAAAUGGAGAGAAAACGUCCGGUGAAACCAAUUUUAGAAAACAUAUUUGAAGAUUCCUCGAGCAACAGGACAGGCGAAAUCAGACGGUGCAACAUCCACAAUGCGUCGGAGCAGUGUGGUCCUAACGAAAGAUGCCUUCAGAAUUCAAAGGACGAGGAAGCGCAGUGCAUGUGUCAGAAGGGUUACGAGCUGAAGAACAAUCUCUGUACCCUCAUUGCACCCACAGUCGUUGUACCCACCAUGGUUCAACCUGACGUCCAAGUUGACUCGGGAGGUAGUUCUGUAGCUGCUGGUUUGUUAAUACCAACCUUCCUCGUAGUAAUCGGUGUCUUGCUGUACCUUGGCGCGAGACGGUACAAGUGGCUGCAACGAUUUCGGCUGUUUCGUCCGAAUCGUUACGGUAACGUCCUAGUGACGAGAGACGACGACGACGACGACGAUCCACCGAUAGCGUGAGGAAACAUUUAACGAUAAUUGAACGCUCGUGCCGGAUAGUGCAUCUUCGUCGAAAGAAACAUGGCACGAUUAAAAGCGACAGGCUUUGAGUUUUCGUACCGAGAUACGAACCUUCGAACUCCACCUUCGAUUCAUUUUUCUGCACGUUUACUCGAACGUUCGUACUCUCGCGGCUGUUUGGAAGUUUCGCUGUCCUCUUGAAGCUUGUUACGCUUAGGGAACAAUGUAUCGUGUAACUCUCUGUGUAUAUAUCGAAACGUUUAGGUACAAGGCAUAUAUACGAGGGAAAUAUCGUCGAACUGAAUUAAGAGGCUAAAGCAGCGUCGAUGACGCGUUAUGCUGGUAUAUCCAGAUCGUACGAUUGAUAAUUUGUAAUCUUCUCGAGAGUCGUCUAAGCGAGGACGCUGCUACUUACGAUUAAUUUUGUGUUCUGUAUACACGAUGGUUGUAACGAAUACGGAGAUAAGUGACUGCGUUUUCGAUAGAUUUUAGGAACAUGAAAGCAUAAUUUUCUACGAUGAUACUAACGUAAGAACAGGUCAGUUUACGCGCUAUCGACAUUGUAUAAAGACGGUAAUUAACUUGAAUUUUCGCUCGACAUUAAAUCUAAGAUUGGUCAGUGCUCUCGACAAAUUACGGGCAUCAUGAUUAUCCGCGAAUCUUGUAUUUUUUUACGUGCACCACGAUCUACCGUUACUGCUUAGUAUAUGAAAUUUUGUACAAAUUGAUAAGGCUUCUGGAGUAUCCGGUUGUAUCGCGUAGAUAAAGUUUUAUCGUUUUCUCUCUGAAUGUCUUGUUCUUUCGAGGAUAACUCUACGAACGAAGAAUAUAUCGACGACGUUUGAUUUCACUUUACCAAAGAGAGGUUCGAGGAUCUAAAUUAGUACAUUCUUUCGUACAACCGUUAAGAAUUCGAGGCACGAAUCUUUUCGCCCGAACCACGAACUAUACAUUCCUUCAGUAUUUCCGUACCGUUACUGUUCUGUAAAUUAUUGCAACUGAAUUGAUCCGAUUCGAAGGAAAGGAAGACUGUAAAGCGUGCGAAACGGAGUUGGCAGUUUCGAGUUAACUUUCAAACUGCAAGACGUUUAGAAGCUACCGCACUUAUACCAAAAGAAACCUUGCAUUUUUGUUCCGCUCGACGUCGCUUGUGUAAUAUAACAAAAUUUGUAAAUAAUUUCCCGCCAUUUCGCGGAUGCGCAUUCUUGCCAGCCAACAAUUUUUAAUUUCUACGUAGCGUUAUAAUGUAACCGUGAUUCCGACAAAAAUUGCAUUGUCUAUAAAUAUAUAUAUAUAUAAAUACUCCUAAACAAGAAAGAAGCUCUUGCUCGCGAGAGGAUAUUGUACGCGACAUAUACAUAUAUAUAUUUAACCUAUUCUUGUACUCUAUCAUUUUUGUACAGAAUUACGCACUAGAAGCAAAUUGUAAUAGUUGAACGGUGCUCGAUUCCGAUUCGUUAGACUCUUUAGAUCGAUCGGUGUCGCGAGGCGAAAUUUCAUAUUUUUAUAGUUCGCGAGUACAAAUUGAAACGUUGCGACUGGUACUAGCGAAUUAUCGUUUCCGAUUACGUAUCGCCGAAAUUUCUCUUGCAUCUUGCAACGUCGAUACAGACGCGAUAACGACACCAGCCUCCGCUCGUUGCUACAGAGCUUUCUAUGCGAUGCAAUUUGACAAUUUGACUGAACGUAAUCAUCGUUACCUUUAAUUUAGCUAUAGUCACGUUAACGCAAAAAACGCUUCGUAACAUAUUGUAAUUCGUUUCGUAUUUAAAAGGAUUUGUAUCGCGUGCACGUGGCUCUGUUAAGUUGUAAAUGUUUGCUCUGUGAUGAAUUUCAAGUUAUCUUCGACGGAAUACUUGCCAUCGAUUAAAUCGCAUUUCCGUGGCACAAUUUGUUAACGGUGAUAUUUACGUGCUAUUCUUCGACUUUUUCUAUAUUAUACGCGUAUAUUUUACAUGUACCGUUAUAUUGACAACGAAACAUCGCUUUCGUAUCUUAUGCUCGUGAUUGUUUUUCAAAUCCUGUAAGAGAUUCCUGGUUGUCUUGAAACAUGCGUUCUGAAUGAAUCAUCCGAACUAGAGGUCAUCGCUGACCGCAACGAAGAAUUUUGUAAAUAUUUCAAUAAGGAUAAAUAUGGAAUAGAAAAUAAAGAAAAUAACUGCGAA
Megachile rotundata (alfalfa leafcutting bee) is the source of this 3561-nucleotide messenger RNA. Its product is annotated as UPF0415 protein C7orf25 homolog. NCBI's taxonomy places the organism in Eukaryota, Metazoa, Arthropoda, Insecta, Hymenoptera, Megachilidae. The record is from RefSeq and is a predicted model, not a curated record.